Molecule: messenger RNA, 1515 nt
Organism: Aspergillus aculeatinus CBS 121060
Lineage: Eukaryota; Fungi; Ascomycota; Eurotiomycetes; Eurotiales; Aspergillaceae
Product: allantoate permease family MFS transporter
Exons: 1
Coding region: 1-1515 (504 amino acids)
Biological process (GO): dipeptide transport; allantoate transport; tripeptide transport
Cellular component (GO): plasma membrane
Molecular function (GO): dipeptide transmembrane transporter activity; allantoate transmembrane transporter activity
Source: RefSeq, a predicted model, not a curated record
AUGGCUCCCAGUUCACCCGAGUCGACCCCCUACGAAACAGCCAAACAGCCCACCGCCCAAAUCAAAGAUGAAUCUCACGACGGCGCCCUGCAACUUCUUGCCGCCGGCAGCAGCGCGACGACCCUUGACCCAGAAGCCGCGCGCAAGCUCGUGCGCAAAAUCGACCUCUACAUCAUGCCGCUAAUUUGCGUCGUCUAUUUUCUGCAGUAUCUCGAUAAGAUCGCCAUCAGCUACGCUAGCGUGACGGGGCUGCGGGAAUCGGCCCACCUGCACGGCAACCAGUACAACUGGGUCUCGAGCAUCUUCUUCUUCGGACAGCUGGCGUUCAGCUUCCCAACGGUGCGACUGCUGCAGGCCUUCCCUCUGGCGCGCUACGUCGCCGUCAAUGUGAUCCUCUGGGGCGCGAUUCUCGCCUGCAUGGCGGCGUGCCACUCGUUCGCGGCGCUGAUGGUCUGCCGUACGUUUCUGGGGGUGGCUGAGGCAGCGAUUGUGCCCGCGUGGGUGGUCUUCACGUCGCAGUGGUAUCGCAAGGAGGAGCAGGCCUUCCGGGUCGGGGUGUGGUUCGCCAUGUGCGGGUUCGCGCAGAUGUUCGGCGGCUACAUUGCGUACGGAAUCGCGGUGCAUGUCGGGGACAGUGCGGCGCUGCGCGGGUGGCAGAUCAUCUUCCUGGUGCUGGGCGGGUUCACCGUGCUCGUCGGUGCGGUGUUUCUCUUCCUCCUACCGGAUUCGCCCGUCACGGCGCGGUUUCUGUCCCCCGCGGAGAAGGCGCUGCAUGCGGAGCGGCUGCGCGGGAACGAGCAGGGUAUCGGGAGUACAAUCUUCAAGAAGGCACAGGUCGUCGAGGCGCUGACGGACCCCCUGACCUGGUUGUAUGCCUUCUGGGUGUUUGCGGCCAAUGUACCCAAUUCGAUUGCGACGAGCUUUGGGAAUAUUCUGGUGACGGGGAUGGGGUAUUCCUCGCGGCAGAGCCUGUUACUGGUCACGCCUUUGGGGGCGUAUGAGGUUGUGGUGUUGGUUGGGUUGACGUAUCUGAGUAUGAGGACGGAGCAGAGGCUGUUCUGGUGUAUCGUCGGGCACAUACCGUCGAUUGUGGGGGCGAUUCUCAUGGCCACAACGGAGAAGACCCCCGCGUUGAUCGGGUACUAUCUGUCCGGGGGCAUCCCCAUCGGAUGGACGACGAUCCUGGGUCUGACCAGUACGAACGUGGCCGGGUCGACCAAGAAGAUCACCGUCUCGUGCAUCCAGACCGUCGCCUACACGGUGGGCAAUAUCAUCUCCCCGCAGACCUUCCAGGCCAAAGAUGCCCCGCGGUAUCUCCCCGCCAAGAUCUCCAUCGUCGUGCUGUAUGCUCUGAUCACGCUAGAUCUGUGUCUUAUUCGGUGGGUGUCGGUGCGUGAGAACCGAAAGCGAGACACGGAGAAGGAGGCCGCGGGCGAGGCGUAUGUUGUGCAGCAGAAUCAUGAGUUCAUGGACUUGACAGACCGAGAGAACUGCGAGUUCCGAUAUGCCAUCUAG